Molecule: messenger RNA, 2461 nt
Organism: Dromaius novaehollandiae (emu)
Lineage: Eukaryota; Metazoa; Chordata; Aves; Casuariiformes; Dromaiidae
Gene: TCEANC
Product: transcription elongation factor A N-terminal and central domain containing
Exons: 5
Coding region: 518-1606 (362 amino acids)
Biological process (GO): DNA-templated transcription
Cellular component (GO): nucleus
Source: RefSeq, a predicted model, not a curated record
CCCGGCGAGCACACAGCGCCGUGUCUGCACGCUGCCGCAAGCGCCGACCUCGGGCCGGCCCGUCAGGCGCUGAGGGCCGGCCCUGACCCCGCGCAGCCCGGCCCGACCCGACCCGGCCCUCCCCACCGCCAAGAUGGCGGCGGCUGCGCUGCGUGCAGAGGGACAGGAAGUGUGUGGGGGAGAGGCGCCAUGUUGAGGCCCAGCGGAGAGGUUAAGCUUUGCUGUUCAUGACAAGUAUGUUGGGAAAAUGCAAAAGAUGCUUCUGCUAAGCUUGUUUUUUUGUGCAGAUGAUCUGUGACUAAGAGGUGACUGUUCUGGUCAAUGAGGUGUACAGUGGUCAUGGACAUCUGGCAACGGAGGAAAUUGACUUACAAAUUUUUGAUUGUUUGCCAUCGUGUAUUCUUGUAUACACAAGCGACUCAGUAUACCAUGCAGACAGCGUGAAGGAUACUGAAGAUUUGGCAAGGAAGUACCUCAUCAGCGCAGCGUUAGAGGAUCUGAUUGUAAAUGUUUAAAAAUGUCUGACCAGAAAAAUAUUGUGCACAGAGCCCAUUGUAUUGAAAAGCUACUGUCUGAGAAUAAUUUCCAAGAUAUUGAAAAUCAUCUUAAAGAGCUUGAAGUUAUUGAUAUGACUAUAGAAUAUCUUCAGGGGACAGAAGCUGCCAAGGCUGUAUACCGAGUACUCAAGAGCUGCCCUUCAGCAGUGUUGAAAAAGAAAGCAAAGCAUUUAUUAUCUAGGUGGAAAGCACUUUACAAGAAUAACUGUGUUCACUCAAUGCAAGUUAAAAAGUCAGAUUCUGUGUAUUUGGAAGAAGACAAUGAACAUCUCAGUGUGAUUCCCAAAGAACAGUCACUGUUGGAUGGAGCAUGUCAGCAGGAGGUAUUAGAUGCUGCUAGUUCUAAAAUUUUGGUCCCAUCACAAAGUGUUGCCAAAAAUAUGGUAUAUAAUGACCCAGAAAGCAACAUGGAUCAUCAGCUUUCUCCUUUUGAAGAACAGCAUACUAACAAUGCAGAUUUUAAACCUCUUGUUGAUGAAGCAAGCUUGCAGCAUGAUCACAUGAAAGCUCUGAGAUGUAAAUGCACAGAUCUUCUUUAUAAAGCUUUGACUAGUUCUCCUAAAGACAAAGAAGAAAGCAAUAAAUGGCUAGAGCUGUCAAAAGAAAUUGAAGAGCAUAUUUUUGCUCUUUAUGCCAAAAAUGACAAGAAGUAUAAAAAUUGCAUCAGAAGCAAAAUCUCUAACUUGAAGAACCCUAAAAGUUGUCACUUAAAACAUAACCUUUCUUCAGGGACUUUGAGUCCAAAGGUCUUUGCUGAGAUGACAGUAAUGGAAAUGGCCAGUGAUGAACUGAAACAGCUCAGGGCUCUGUAUACAGAAUCUUCUGUGCAAGAACAUCAGCUUCCACAAGUCAUUAAUGGCACACAGACAAACAAAAUAAAGUGUAGGCGCUGUGAAAAAUUUGAUUGCACUGUCACAAUGAUUGCCAGAGGAACUCUCUUUCUUCCAGGUUGGGUGCGAAACACAAAUCUAGAUGACCAAAUGAUGACUUACGUUAUUUGUAAUGCAUGUGGAGAACAAUGGUAUCAUAGCAGAUGGGUCUGUUUGUAAUACUGUAACUCUUAAUAAGUGAUUUAGAAACAAAAAUUGCAAAAUGUUGAAAUACUGAUACAUGGAUAUGAGAAGGCACCUCUGUUGAAACUGUAUAAUUUACAGUUUGUACUGCUAUUAUUAUGCAGAUGCUGCAACUAAUAAAUUGCAAGAUGCCAGUUUAAAAAGAUUGCUAGGUCGUUUUUGAAGGUGAUUUGAUCAAAUCUGUGAUUUCUUUUUAUAAAUAUGUAUGUCAAUGUGUUUAAAACAAAAAUGGAAAAAAUGGUUAAUGUGAUAGCUGAGAGAGGACUAUCCACUAGUAAAUCCAUUACAAAUAUUCCAAAUACUGCAAAAUAUUUUUCUUUUUUUUCCCCACAGAGGUACUGGUUACUUGGGAUUUUAGUUAUCUUCAGCAAGGGUUCUUUUACAGAAUAUGAAUUUAUAGCAAGUAAACUCUUUACAAAACUGCAGUUCACAUACUUUCCUGCAUUGCAAAAUGUUCAGCAUGGAUUCACUCCUUAAUUAAAUCACUUUUUGCAAGUAAGCAUAAGAUAUUACCUCUCAAACCAAGUUAUUUAAAAGCAAAAAAAUGGUGUAUAAGAGUGGGGGAAGGCAGCUAGCAAAUGAAAGCAAAAAUGCACUUCUGUUUUAGCUUUUUAUAAUUAUUGGGGGGAAAAAUAGGGUAAGAUUGCUUAUCAUGUCCAAAUGACAUGACACAGUCUAUCAGGCUGAAGCUCAGACUUGCACUGUUAGACGUUAUGUACUGCACCUGUUAAGAAAUUCAUGCAGAAUUGGACAGUGUUUUAUUUCAGGAAAUUAUGCAAACCCAUUAUUACAUUUAUCUUUCUUCAGUAAAUAAAGGUAUGAAGUUAAUCA